CUACCUUUUGGUUGGUUCAUACGCAUCAUCGCCUUUAUCAUUCUGCCGUUCAUGAUGCUCGCCUGUACGGCAAUCUGUCCAUAUUUUCCACCUCGCAAGGCGACCAUGUUCAUUGGAGAGUCGUGAAGGGCGAAGAAGUACGUAUUGCUCGUAGCAGCGCUAUUUUCCAUGGCGGUGGGUAUGUGGACGCCCCUUUUCUACAUGUGUACACUAUCAAAAGACGAACGAUUCCACUGCAAGCAUCCUAUCUCCUCGCCGGGGUCAACGGGUCGUCAACCUUUAGACACAUCAUUCCCCUACUGGUGACAGGCUGGGCCGGCUCAACAUGUUUGCUUUUGUGGGCAUUUCGAUAGAGAUUGUCGUAUUUUGUUUCAACGAGCCGCACACGAACGCAGGUAUCAUUGUCUUUUCCGUCUUCUUUGGUUUCGUCUCGGGGUCAAUCAUCUCAGCUGGAACUGCGGCUAUCUCGAUCUGCACAAAGAAUCCUCGAAACAUUGGCACGUAUAUGGGCAUGGGCGUUGGUGCCGCCGGGUUUGCCGUCUCUGUUGGUCCACCCGUUAACGGCGCACAGGUCGUCAAGUACGGAGGUUUUGAACAAGUCUCAAUUUACAGUGGCACUGUUAGCCUAGUUGGCGGUGUCCUUAUGUUGAGUAGGAAGCUCGUCACCAGUAGAGGAAUUCUGGGUAGAGUGUAAACAGAAGUUGUAAAUCGGGUUUUCUCAAAAAAUCCAUUGGAAGAGAUGUGCUGGCCCAUUCUGAGGGGGGAGGAGAGCCGGGACUGGGGAGAAGCAAGCAAGUAAAGAGGGACGAGAGGGAUAUAACACAUUGAAGUUGUGUUGGAACAGAUUGGUUAUUGCGUCAAUGGUCAUCCAGACAAGAAAGGAAACUCGUAAACAGGCCGGAUAUCAACAAUGAACCGUAUCCCUAC
Messenger RNA from Bipolaris sorokiniana ND90Pr, 927 nucleotides. RefSeq lists its product as uncharacterized. The coding region runs from base 326 to 694 and encodes 122 amino acids. The record is from RefSeq and is a predicted model, not a curated record. The transcript has a single exon. Lineage: Eukaryota; Fungi; Ascomycota; Dothideomycetes; Pleosporales; Pleosporaceae.